CCCAAACCCAACAUCUCCCUGAGCCCCAGCGGGGGAGUCUCCCUGGGGGGAGCCGUGACCGUCCGGUGUCGGGGGCAGCGCCGGGGUGUGCGCUUCAUGCUGAAUAAAGAGCGACGCCAUUUCCCACCUGCGGAUUCGGACGGGUUUGACGCUGUGUUUUCCUUCAGCAAGGUGCAUUCGGAGCACGGCGGGAGCUACAGCUGCUCCUAUCACAGCAGAUCGGAGCCGUUCGCCGUGUCGUACCCCAGCGACCCCGUGGAGCUGGUGGUGAGAGAUCCCAGCUUACCCAGACCCUCCAUCUCGCUGAGCCCCACUGGGGUCACCGCUCCAGGGGCAAACGUCACCAUCCAGUGUCAGGGGCAGCGCCGGUACGUGAGGUUCUUCCUGCACAAGGCUGGAGACCUGAACCCGCAGCGACACAUGGACCCUCCUGGGAACAGGGCCGAGUUCCGCAUCCCCACCGUGGGCCGGCAGCACGGAGGGAACUACAGCUGCAGCUACCGGAACCGAUCAGAGCCCUUCCUCUCCUCAGAGCCCAGCGACCCCCUGUGGCUGGUGGUAGCAGACGGAUCGGAAUCGCCGGCACCGACCAGCGCCAUCAUCGCCGGGGUGAGCGCAGCAGCCGCCGUCCUCCUCCUCCUCCUCGUGGCCUUCGUCUGCUUCAGAAAAACCCGAGCCAGAAAAGGAGCCGCACCGAGACUGAGCAGCCCUUUGGGGGUGUUGAAGGCCCCAGCUCAGCAAGACAACAUCUAUGCCUCCAUGGACGAAGGGAAAGAGCCGCAGACCCUGGAGCCCGACCCCGACACCUACGCCGAGCUGGACCACCAGACGCUGCAGCCCAGUGUGUACGAUGUGAUCAACGUGAGCCGGGGAGCCCCGCAGUGAGAGCCCCCCGCAGCCAUGGGGCACCAGACCUCAGGGGGCAACAGCCUCACGCCCCAACAGUGACAGCCCCAGAGAACUCUGCAUCUAGGGAAGAUUUAGGGGGGACGCUGCCCUCCCCCUGCUGCAGCCCCGACCCAUCAAGCUUCUGUCCCCCUGCCCCGCCCAGACCUACAUGUGGGGUGAAGGGGGGGCUCAGCACUGCGAUGGGUAGGAGACGCAUCAAGGCAGCUUUGAUGUUAUUUUGCAUCCUGUUAACCUCCAGCUUUGUAAUAAACACAGAUCAUUAAACCAGCCCCCCCGGGCAGCCCCCAACCCCUGUCCCGGCGCCAGGAGAGUGUGUCACACCUGGGGGAGAUGGGGAGCUGCCGGGGAAUCAGGUUUAUGCAGAGUUUCACUGGGAGUAGCAGAACCAGCAAGCGAGCGCCGGUUCUGGACACACUUCUCCUUUUCACAGAUAUUUUGGUUGCUGUUUUAGCAACUUAGGAUCUAAAUUUACCCCUCCUCCAUCCCAUUCCUGGGGCUGGAAACCACAACCCCUCCACCCUCUGUCCCGUCUCUGUCUCACACCACUGUGCAAAGAACAGCAUCUACAGCGAUGCUACCUGAGAAGGAGGUUGGCCAGGCCCCUCCACCCUCAUGUUCCAGGGCGGGUGCUGGGCCCAGCCGGGUCAGGAAGGAAUCUCUGCCCUGCUCCAUGGAAGAGGGUCGCUCCGUGUGGGGCACUGUGUGUGUGUGUGGUGGGAGCCCUCCUCUGCUCUGAGCUGCUGCUCCAGGGAGGCUAGACGGGCCUGUUGGAGAAGGUGAGGGCAGCCUGAGCCUGGGCAUCUCUUGACAUAUCCUGAGAUUCCCUCUGUGACGUUGUUGUCACGGAGUCACAGAUCGUGCCCACUCUUGGUCCCGUGCAGUCCGUGGGGAGGUGCCCCUUUUAGUGAGACAGCCCUUCUUGGGGGUCCACUCUCUCUCGGGGUCGGGCCCCUCCACUUCCUGGAUCCGCACCUCUCUGAGCCU
Chrysemys picta bellii (western painted turtle) is the source of this 1893-nucleotide messenger RNA. The record is from RefSeq and is a predicted model, not a curated record. NCBI's taxonomy places the organism in Eukaryota, Metazoa, Chordata, Testudines, Emydidae.